AUGUUCAUGGGAGCGGAUGUGACUCAUCCUUGCCCAUUAGAAGAUAUCAGUCCAUCUGCUGCUGCUGUGGUUGGUAGCAUGAACUGGCCAGCAGCAAACAAGUACGUCUCAAGAAUGAGGUCGCAAACACAUCGACAAGAAAUCAUCUGGGACCUUGGUGCAAUGGUGAAAGGAUUACUAGAUGACUUUUACCAGGAAUUGAAUGAACUUCCAAAAAGAAUAAUAUUCUUUAGGGACGGAGUAAGCAAAACCCAAUUUUAUAAGGUCCUUGAAAAGGAGUUGCAAGCCAUUAGAGAAGCUUGUUCUAGAUUCCCUGGUUAUAGACCUCCCAUUUCUUUUGCAGUAGUCCAGAAGAGACAUCACACAAGGUUCUUUCCUAGUGAGACUGAUCCAUCUUCGACUAAGAACCAAUUUUUUGACAAAAAUAUACCAACUGGGACUGUUGUGGACACUGAUUACCUGGGACUGUUGUUAACAAGAGAAGCAAAACCAUGCAUGCAUCAACACAGACAAUCAAAACAAUCUCAUUUUAACAAAAGAAAACAAGCCCUUGUAGAAAUAAACAGAGACCGAGAUCGGGCGUACCCGACUUGCACUUCUGCAAUUCUAAGAAAUCUACAAAGAACAAAAAAAAAAAAAUAG
This is a messenger RNA of Populus trichocarpa (black cottonwood), 642 nucleotides long. Its product is annotated as protein argonaute 7-like. Gene Ontology annotation, biological process: regulatory ncRNA-mediated post-transcriptional gene silencing. Lineage: Eukaryota; Viridiplantae; Streptophyta; Magnoliopsida; Malpighiales; Salicaceae. The record is from RefSeq and is a predicted model, not a curated record. The transcript has a single exon. Gene Ontology annotation, molecular function: nucleic acid binding. The coding region runs from base 1 to 642 and encodes 213 amino acids. Gene Ontology annotation, cellular component: cytoplasm.